CUGUCCCCGGGUCAGAGCAGCGACAGCGCUGCAGGCAGCCCCGUCUCCUGCCGCCGUGCUGACACUCCUUCGCCGCGGGCGACACAACUCCACACCGGAAUAAUCCCCAAAUCUGGCAUCCUUAAUCUCCCACAUCCGGGACUCGCAUCGCUGCCACACGGGGCGAUCCCUGGCAUGUACCCUACACACAUGUAUCCGUUAUCGGCCUUGGGAAGCCAGCAUCCCGCCUUCUCGUAUAGUGGGUUCACACAGCUCACCCAGGGUUACCCCGAGCACCUGAAGGCUGCGGCCAUGGCCGGACACCUGCCGCUCGAGCACUGGAUCCGGGCUGGAAUCAUGAUGCCAAGAUUGCCAGACUACAGUUCGGGCCCUCAGUCCGGUCUUUUAGGAAAGUGCCGGAGGCCUCGCACCGCCUUCACCAGCCAGCAGCUCCUGGAGCUGGAGAACCAGUUCAAACUCAACAAGUACUUGUCCCGACCCAAGCGCUUCGAAGUGGCCACGUCCCUCAUGUUGACUGAAACACAGGUGAAGAUCUGGUUCCAGAAUCGGAGGAUGAAGUGGAAGCGCAGCAGGAAGGUGAAGGAACAGGCUGCCGUGUCGGCGCAGUCUGAGGCCGAGCAGCUACGCAGUGUUGGGAAAACGACGAAGGACAAAACCUGUGAGAACAGAAGAGCUGUGAGUCACGCCGACGGAGGGGUUGAGCUGGACAUGGAGGACGGUGAAGAAGAGGAAGAAGAGGAGGAGGAGGAGGAAGAGGAAGAGGUGGAAGCCCGGCAUGGUUUUCCUGUUGGGAUGAACCAAUCCACGGACUUCCAUCAGCGUGGCACGGACAUUGGCUACAAUCCACACAGUCCUUUCUCUGACGAGGAGCUGGAGGACGUGCAGGUGGGAGGAGAGGAGAGGAAGAUAGGAGCUGGACUGUGAGACAAAGAAAAGACUCUUGGGAAGAAACAAAAA
Cynoglossus semilaevis (tongue sole) is the source of this 957-nucleotide messenger RNA. It is a transcript of the gene mnx2b, whose product is annotated as motor neuron and pancreas homeobox 2b. Gene Ontology annotation, molecular function: DNA-binding transcription factor activity, RNA polymerase II-specific; sequence-specific double-stranded DNA binding. The record is from RefSeq and is a predicted model, not a curated record. Lineage: Eukaryota; Metazoa; Chordata; Actinopteri; Pleuronectiformes; Cynoglossidae. Gene Ontology annotation, cellular component: nucleus. The annotation marks the transcript as partial. Gene Ontology annotation, biological process: spinal cord motor neuron cell fate specification; regulation of DNA-templated transcription; central nervous system development. The transcript has 3 exons.